CGCGGGUGGCCACCCGGCGAGCCUGCCGUCCGACUCGGGCCGGGGCUGAGCUCCGGAGCCGCGGCCCAGCGCACGCGGAAGUGUUCAACUCUGAAUGUGCUUUAAAAAAUAAGGAAGAAAAUCUUAUCUGUCUUUUGGGGGACACUGGACUGCGAAUAAAUGCAGUAUCUAAAUAUAAAGGAAGACUGCAAUGCCAUGGCUUUCUGUGCUAAGAUGAGGAGUACCAAGAAGACUGAAGUGAAGCAAGAGACCCCUGAGCCGGGCGUGGAGGUAACCUUCUACUUGCUGGAUAGGGAGCCACUGCACCUGGGCAGCGGAGAAUACACUGCGGAGGAGCUGUGCAUCAAGGCCGCACAGGAGUGCAGUAUAUCUCCUCUGUGCCACAAUCUCUUUGCCCUGUAUAAUGAGAAUACCAAGCUCUGGUACGCUCCCAAUCAUGUUAUCACUGUGGACGAUAAGAUGUCUCUCCGGCUUCACUAUCGUAUGAGGUUUUACUUCACUAACUGGCAUGGAACCAACGACAAUGAGCAGUCUGUUUGGCGACAUUCUCCAAAGAAGCAAAAAAAUGGCUACGAGAAGAAAAAGAUUCCAGAUGCAACCCCUCUCCUUGAUGCCAGCUCACUGGAAUAUCUGUUUGCCCAGGGACAGUACGAUUUGAUCAAAUGCCUGGCUCCCAUUCGGGACCCCAAGACUGAGCAGGAUGGGCAUGACAUUGAGAAUGAAUGCCUGGGGAUGGCCGUCCUGGCCAUCUCACACUAUGCUAUGAUGAAGAAGAUGCAGCUGCCAGAGCUUCCCAAGGAUAUCAGCUACAAGCGAUAUAUUCCAGAAACAUUGAACAAAUCUAUCAGACAGAGGAACCUUCUCACCAGAAUGCGGAUAAAUAAUGUUUUCAAGGACUUCCUUAAAGAAUUUAACAACAAGACGAUUUGUGACAGCAGUGUGUCCAUGCAUGACCUGAAGGUGAAAUACCUUGCCACCUUGGAAACUUUGACAAAACAUUAUGGGGCUGAGAUAUUUGAGACUUCCAUGUUACUAAUUUCAUCAGAAAAUGAGAUGAAUUGGUUUCAUUCGAAUGACAGUGGUAACAUUCUCUAUGAAGUGAUGGUGACUGGGAAUCUUGGAAUCCAGUGGCGUCAGAAACCAAAUAUUGUUCCUGUUGAAAAGGAAAAAAAUAAACUCAAACGGAAAAAACUGGAAUAUAAACAUAAGAAAGAAGAGGAGAAAAACAAAAUCCGGGAUGAGUGGAACAACUUUUCAUACUUCCCUGAAAUCACUCACAUUGUAAUAAAGGAGUCUGUAGUCAGCAUUAACAAGCAAGACAACAAAAAAAUGGAACUGAAGCUGUCUUCUCACGAGGAGGCCUUGUCCUUUGUGUCCCUGGUAGAUGGCUACUUCAGGCUCACAGCAGAUGCCCACCAUUACCUCUGCACUGAUGUGGCUCCUCCACUGAUUGUCCACAACAUACAGAAUGGCUGCCAUGGUCCAAUCUGCACAGAAUAUGCCAUCAACAAGCUGCGGCAAGAAGGGAGUGAAGAGGGUAUGUAUGUGCUGAGGUGGAGCUGUACCGACUUUGACAACAUCCUCAUGACGGUCACCUGCUUUGAAAAGUCUGAGGUGUUGGGUGGCCAGAAGCAGUUUAAGAACUUUCAGAUAGAAGUACAAAAGGGCCGCUACAGCCUGCAUGGCUCAGCUGACCACUUCCCCAGCCUGAGAGACCUCAUGAACCACCUCAAGAAGCAGAUCCUGCGCACAGACAACAUCAGCUUCGUACUAAAGCGCUGCUGCCAGCCCAAGCCCCGAGAAAUCUCUAACUUGCUGGUGGCCACUAAGAAAGCCCAGGAGUGGCAGCCUGUCUACCCUAUGAGCCAGCUGAGUUUUGAUCGGAUCCUCAAGAAAGACAUUGUGCAAGGUGAGCACCUCGGCAGAGGCACAAGAACACAUAUCUACUCCGGGACUCUGGUGGAGUAUAAGGAUGAUGAAGGAGCUGCUGAAGAGAAGAGGAUAAAAGUGAUCCUCAAAGUCUUAGACCCCAGCCACAGGGACAUUUCUCUGGCCUUCUUUGAGGCAGCUAGCAUGAUGAGGCAGGUCUCCCAUAAACAUAUCGUGUACCUCUAUGGCAUCUGUGUUCGAGAUGUGGAGAAUAUCAUGGUAGAAGAGUUUGUGGAGGGAGGACCCUUGGAUCUCUUUAUGCAUCGGAAAAGUGAUGUCCUCACCACACCUUGGAAGUUUAAAGUUGCCAAACAGUUGGCCAGUGCCCUGAGUUACUUGGAAGAUAAAGACCUGGUUCAUGGAAACGUGUGUACUAAAAACCUCCUCCUGGCCCGUGAGGGCAUCGACAGUGAGAUUGGCCCAUUUAUCAAGCUCAGUGACCCUGGCAUCCCCGUCUCUGUGCUGUCCAGGCAAGAGUGUAUCGAGCGAAUCCCAUGGAUUGCUCCUGAGUGUGUUGAAGAUUCCAAGAACCUGAGUGUGGCUGCUGACAAGUGGAGUUUUGGGACCACACUGUGGGAAAUCUGCUACAAUGGCGAGAUCCCCUUAAAAGACAAGACCCUAAUUGAGAAAGAGAGAUUCUAUGAAAGCCGCUGCAGACCUGUGACUCCAUCUUGCAAGGAGCUAGCUGACCUUAUGACCCGCUGUAUGAACUAUGAUCCCAAUCAGAGACCAUUCUUCCGAGCCAUCAUGAGGGACAUUAACAAGCUGGAAGAGCAGAAUCCAGACAUUGUUUCAGAAAAGAAACCAGCAGCAGAGGUGGAUCCCACUCAUUUUGAGAAGCGUUUUCUGAAGCGGAUCCGUGACUUGGGAGAGGGCCACUUUGGGAAGGUUGAGCUGUGCAGGUAUGACCCUGAGGGGGACAACACAGGAGAGCAGGUGGCUGUCAAAUCCCUGAAGCCUGAGAGUGGAGGUAACCACAUAGCUGAUCUGAAGAAGGAAAUAGAAAUCCUAAGGAACCUCUACCAUGAGAACAUUGUGAAGUACAAAGGGAUCUGCACGGAAGAUGGAGGUAAUGGUAUCAAGCUCAUCAUGGAAUUUUUGCCUUCGGGAAGCUUAAAGGAGUAUCUGCCAAAGAAUAAGAACAAAAUUAACCUCAAACAGCAGCUGAAAUACGCUGUUCAGAUUUGUAAGGGUAUGGAUUACUUGGGCUCUCGCCAAUAUGUUCACCGAGACUUGGCAGCAAGGAAUGUCCUUGUUGAGAGUGAGCACCAGGUGAAGAUUGGAGACUUCGGUUUAACCAAAGCCAUUGAAACAGAUAAGGAGUAUUACACAGUUAAGGAUGACCGGGACAGCCCUGUGUUUUGGUAUGCUCCAGAGUGUUUAAUCCAGUGUAAAUUUUAUAUUGCCUCUGAUGUCUGGUCUUUCGGAGUGACGCUGCACGAGCUGCUCACAUACUGUGAUUCAGACUUCAGUCCCAUGGCCUUAUUCCUGAAAAUGAUAGGCCCAACUCAUGGCCAGAUGACAGUGACAAGACUUGUGAACACACUGAAAGAAGGAAAGCGUCUGCCGUGUCCACCCAACUGUCCCGAUGAGGUUUAUCAACUUAUGAGAAAGUGCUGGGAGUUCCAUCCAUCUAAUCGGACAACCUUUCAGAGCCUUAUUGAAGGCUUUGAAUUCUGCCUAAAAAGUCACUCAACAAAUACUUGAGUGUAUGUGUACACACACACACACAUAUUUAAGUGACACUGUGUUGCUUAAUAUGUGAAGCUUCCUUUUUAAAGUUGGCACUUCUUCAAUUUAGUGACAGUAACAACCAAAAUACUAGAGAGCACUUAAGCACUCCUCCUUUUGGAAAGACCAUGUCAUCAAGAUAGUUACCAUCCUAACUGUGUGACAAAGCAGGAUUCGUGAGCCUGGAAUGCCUCAGGAUGAUUGCCCUUCCUUGUGCCAGCUAACCUUGAAUGUCUGGCUGGCAUAUUAAUCUUAAAUAAAAAUUGGUGGACUUUAACUGAAACUCUAUAUUGAUCUGAAAUUUAAAUAUCUAUGCAGUAAUAGUCCAAGCAGUCAUUAAAUAUUAGAGCCCAGUUAGCAUACUGUUCUUUCUAUGUAAAAAGUAUGUACUCCUGUCACCUAGUAGGGCUGAAACUUUUAGGCUGUUCGUGCAAUGGCCCAGCUGCUGUUCCCUCAGCUCACCACUCAUCUAUUGUGGAGCAAACUGGUUUUGCCAUGGGGACAAUGUGGUGUGGACACUUUGCAUGUCACUUGUUGAAAACUAACUGUGUCCAUGCUUUCCUGCACAGACACUUCAUCGGACUUCCAGACCUGGAUGCUAUAUAGGACAUGCUUCUAAGAAAUGUCAGUGCAUACCUUUUGAUAACAACCCCUGUUCUGCUAAUCCAUACUGGGUUUCAAUGCUGUAUGCAAACAGAUGUAACACACUCUACAAGGGUUGGUCACUAUUACAGCUUUCAUUCCAUGGUACAGAUCUUGAAACAACCCAGUCAGAGGCACUCCAGAGCUCAGCAUCCAUUGGAUGGUUUUCAAUUUGCUUGGAGGUAGCUAGGUAACAAGAUCUCUGCUUCUGUGUGAGCCAGAAAGUUCUUUAUGACAAAGAGCCUCAUAAGCUUCUUGUGAAUGCUCUCUGGUACUUGUUCAGUAUCUUACUUUUCAUCCUUGGAGCCUGCAAGAGUCUGGAAUUGCUUUCAUGGUAAUAGUAAAUGUGCCAUCUAAAUGUGUUCAAUUGCUCUGUAUCAGCAAGGUCUGUUUAUGUCAAACCUGUGGCCUGCUCUCUAUGCACUUUGUUUACUCUUUAUACAAAUAAACAUACUAAAGAUUUUA
Messenger RNA from Jaculus jaculus (lesser Egyptian jerboa), 4767 nucleotides. RefSeq names its product Janus kinase 1 (gene Jak1). The record is from RefSeq and is a predicted model, not a curated record. NCBI's taxonomy places the organism in Eukaryota, Metazoa, Chordata, Mammalia, Rodentia, Dipodidae. Gene Ontology annotation, molecular function: cytokine receptor binding; ATP binding; non-membrane spanning protein tyrosine kinase activity. The transcript has 25 exons. Gene Ontology annotation, biological process: intracellular signal transduction; cell surface receptor signaling pathway via JAK-STAT; hemopoiesis. Bases 160 to 3636 code for a protein of 1158 amino acids. Gene Ontology annotation, cellular component: membrane; cytoskeleton; cytosol.